AUGAAUACGUUGAUAGAAAAUACUACUAAUAGUGAAUGUCGUCUAUUUAAGGUCUUCAAGCAAAAACAAAUGGACUUGAUGGCACAUUUCGAGCGCGCUCAACAGGCGCUAAAUGUGCAACAUCUCCAGCAAUAUUACCAAGCAUUGCAACAACAAGCGCAACAACAGGCGCAACAACAAGCUGCCGCAGUCGCUGCCAGUAGCGCCCAGACGGCUCCCGAGCGGAUGGAUGAAGGGCUUUGUGAUGCGACUAUAGCGCCGCUUGUGCUGACUUCAUCUGUUGGAAGUCUGUUGGGUUCCAGUCAGUCACCAACAACAUCCCGCGAUGCACCUGCUUCACAGCGUAUUCGAAGCGAACACCGUAAUGCGUCCACGAAUUCAUCAUCGACGACCAUUUCGCAGCAUACGAAGGACCGAUUGAAGAAUAUGAUUGCACAGCGAAAUCGUGAGGGAAGUCAGACGAACCUUGCCGGUACGCCUCCUCAACAGCAUGCUCCGAUGAGUCCUCAGAUAAAUGUGUCAUCACCUCACUUUGAGCCGUAUCGAGUACCAGCGUCAUUACAUAGCGUCCAGGCAGUUAGCUGUCAGCCAUCUGGAGAAUACCAACUGCGAAAAGUGAACAGCGAACCGAACCUAAAAAUGCGGAUCCGAGCAAAACUCCUCAGCAAGGGCUCAAGCCCUGUCCAAAACCAGAACAGUUUCAGUUUUACACAUCCUCAACUGAAACGAAGCGACAGCGAAACGUCCGGUAACGGUGGUUCAACCGGUGGCGGGACUUUGGCUAUGGACGCUCUGUUGUCGAAUGCUGCUGCCAGCGCAUUUCCACCUCAUCUGAUCAUGCCCUCUCCGAGCUUGCCAAAUCUUGCCGCCCCAACUCUUGCGCAGCCUCCUCAACUGCCUAUUGGUGAGCAUUCCGGACUUUGGAUCCAUAUGUGUACAACACCUGCUGUUUGCAUACCACAGUUCUUCUUAGAUAUGGCUUCGUUGAUGGCAGCGGCUCAGUUGACGCCAUUCCUUAGUCUGCCAAGCCUGUUGAAAACCCAGCUGGGUCUCGGUGGUGGUCUGUUAGAGGAAGACAUAUCGGAUCGAAGUAGACUCGCCCCAGGCGUUGCUGCACUUGGUGCACUUUCGCAGCAGGUGCCUGUUGGUGGAUAUCCCUCGCUGCUCAAACAACAACUCAGGGAACUAGUGCUUCGGAGGAAGAGUCUUGUGCGCGAGGAACCCGAAGAUGACGAUCCGCUAAGCACGCAAUCAGUACUCGGCCAAAUGCCAACGUCUCUUGGAUUAGGCGAGCUUCCGAGCGGCAGGGCGACCGGCCUCGCUUAUGACUCCAGCAUGGCCCGACAUGAAUGCGUUUGUGGUGAAAGCAGUUCGCAUGUGGAACAUGGUGGACGUGUGCAGAGCAUCUGGGCCCGACUGCUUGAGCGAGGACUUGUGCAGAGGUGA
Ostertagia ostertagi is the source of this 1446-nucleotide messenger RNA. Lineage: Eukaryota; Metazoa; Nematoda; Chromadorea; Rhabditida; Trichostrongylidae. The record is from the annotation of a GenBank genome assembly.